AUGGACCAGGGUCUAGAACUUCAGCCUCUUGUCAGCAUCAACACGGAUUCGAGCUUCUACGAUAUCGCCUGGGGACCCCUGACGAAGAUCACCCCAGAGUGGACCCGUCAAGGCGCUGCAGUUCAACCCCUGAAGCCCAACAUUCUCGCAACUGCUGGCGCAAAAGGCGAAAUUUUUGUCUUUGACGUCAAUGACCCGUCUACUCCCUUCCGCCUCGGUACCGCCGCGGCCCGUGCAGACGAUAUUGAGUGCUUGGCCUGGAAUAGGAAGGUGUCGCACAUUCUUGCUACCGGAGGGGCCGGUGGUUUUGUGACUGUGUGGGAUCUGAAGACGAAGAAGCCCUCGCUCACUCUGAACAACAACCGUAAGGCCGUGAGUGCUAUUGCGUGGGACCCCAACAACUCGACGAAGCUCUUGACCUCCACCCCUGAUGAUAGCACGCCCGUCAUUUUCCUCUGGGACCUUCGCAACUCCAACGCCCCCGAGCGUGUCCUCCAAGGACACGAACAAGGUGUACUCUCUCUCUCGUGGUGUCAGCAGGACAGCACUAUCCUUCUCUCUUGCGGCAAGGAUAAUAAGGCUAUUGUUUGGAACCCUCAGACCGGCGAACGUUAUGGCGAGUUCCCCGAGGUCACCAACUGGACCUUCUCAACUAGGUUCAACCCGCACAACCCUAACCUCGUUGCCACCGCUAGUUUCGACGGGAAGAUCACAAUCCAGACAUUGCAAAACACGAACCCAUCCACCUCGCAAGCUGCAGCGCAAAACUCUCUGGAUGGAGAGGACUUCUUUACUAGUGCGCAGACCCAACCCCAGGACAACUUCUUCUCACUACCCAAGGCACCUAAGUGGGCUGAGCGCCCCAUCGGCGCUUCCUUCGGUUUUGGCGGUAAACUUUUUUCUGCGGACUCCGAAGUGAGCGAUGCAAGUGCCAAGUUUGAAGAGACCCUGAACUCGGGUGACCUCACAACUAUCUUUGAGUCGAGGAUCGAUGAAGCUGGGACGGACUCAGAGAAGGCCGACUGGAAGGCUAUGCAAACCUUGGCGACUGAGAAUGCCCGGCAGAAGAUUGUUGAGCAGCUCGGCUUCAAGUCGGAAGAGGUCACUAAUGGUGUAUCUACCAAGUCGGCAGAGAAGACUGAUGAGGGUGCCCCUGAUGCCGAAGGCGAAACCGAGGGCGAUGACGACUUCUUCUCCAAGGGAGCGGCGGAUAAUGGUCCCUUCCAAAUUCUUGGAGAUGAGGACAGCGAGGUAGAUCAGGAAAUUACCAAAGCUGUUAUGCUUGGCAACUUUGCCAAGGCUGCCGACCUCUGCCUCAAAGAAGACCGGAUGGCCGAUGCGUUCUUGAUUGCUAAUUGUGGUGGUCAGGAUCUUGUUGACAAGGUCCAGACAGCCUAUAUCGCAAGCAAGAAGGGCGCCCCUAGCUAUGUUCGGCUUUUAGGCUCAGUCAUCACCAAGGACCUCUGGGAUGUCGUCAACAACGCCGAUCUCUCCAACUGGAAGGAGGCCAUGGCUGUCCUCUGCACGUUUUCUAGCCCCGAUGACUUCCCCAACCUCUGUGAAGCCCUCGGUGACCGCAUCGUGGGCCAGGGAGCCAGGGAGGAUGCCUCGUUCUGCUACCUUGUUGGAUCCAAGCUCGACAAGGUGGUUCCGAUUUGGGUCUCUGUGUUAGAGGAAGCGGAAAAGGCUGGUCUUGGUGAAUCAAAGGGCGGAUCCUCAUUCUCGGUCCAUGCAAAAACCCUCCAGGACUUCAUCGAAAAGGUCACUGUGUUCCGUCACGUGUCCAAGUUCCAGGACAAGGAUACCGGUGCCACGUCUGAGUGGAAGCUAGCUGCGUUGUAUGACAAGUACAUCGAGUAUGCAGACAUUGUUGCCGCCCACGGGCAGCUCACCACGGCGCAGAAGUAUCUUGAUCUUCUGCCCGCGGAGUAUCCUGCGGCGGAGAUUGCGAGGAACCGCGUCCGUCUUGCAACCAAGAAGGCGGCUCCCCAACCUGCAGCGAAGCAGGCUACUAGUCGCGCGCCAUCUAGAGUGCAGCCGGCUUUCGGAUACCAACCGCCUCAGCCUAUGCAGCCCGCUAACCCUGUAGCCCCCGACUGCUGCUGCCAAUCCCUAUGCUCCCCCAGCGCAACAACGCCAUACGCACCUCAGGCUGCGGCGUCUCCGUAUGCCCCCAGAACGUGGCGUCUCCGUAUGCCCCGCCUGCUCCGGCCGGAUAUCAACCUCCGGCCGCGCAGCCAGCCUUUGGCGCACCCGUUGGUUACGGACCGCCUCCCACCAAUUUUGGGGCUCCCCGCGGAACACCACUCCUUCGAGACCCCCGCCACCCCAAAACAAGGCGUUGCUCCCGUUACUGCUCCUUUUGGCGCACAGGCUGGUCUUCCAGGACCCCCGCAGGCAGGAGGCUCGUUUAGCCGUACUGGGGCCACUCCUCCUCCGCCACCACCCAAGGCGUCCGGUCCCCCUCGUGUUACCUCCCCUCUAGCUGCGGCUGUUCCAUUCGGCCAACAGCCACCGCGCCCGCCUUCGACGGCGGCCAAUACCUAUGCGCCACCACCUCCCCAGGCAGGCGCUCUUCCUACGCCGAACCAGCCCAUUGUUCCGAGGGUCUCGUCGCCUUAUAGUGUUUCUCCAGCCGGGCCGCCACCCUCUAACAAGUAUGCGCCUGCGCCAGCGCCGAGCCCUCCCAAGAAUCCGUACGCCCCGGCCGGCUUCUCUGCUCCGCCGGAGCAGCAGACCCGACCUCCUGUAGGGCCUCCUCCCUCCUCGCGACCUCCUGUGGGCCCUCCCCCAUCCUCUGGUCCCCCACAUGCCGCGCGACCUCCUCCUGCCGCUCAAACUCCUCCACCGGCUGCCGCGCCACCCAGGGCCAGGCACCCUCCCGGCGAUAGGUCACACAUUCCCGCCAAUGCCCAGAGAUUGGUAGACAUUCUCACUCGUGACAUGCAACGUGUGGCGGCACGGGCUCCCGCAAACUUUGCUCCACAGGUGAAGGACACCCAAAAGCGUCUAGGGCUGCUCUUUGACCACCUCAACAACGACGAGCUCGUGAAGCAGGACACAAUUGAACAACUCUCGGAGCUCGCAGGAGCGAUCGAGUCGAGGAGCUAUGACGCCGCCUCGAGCAUUCAGGUCAACAUUCAAACUACCAAGACUGAGGAAUGUGGAAACUGGAUGGUUGGUAUCAAGCGACUUAUUAUGAUGAGCAAGAAUACACCGGAAUGA
Messenger RNA from Parascedosporium putredinis, 3225 nucleotides. NCBI's taxonomy places the organism in Eukaryota, Fungi, Ascomycota, Sordariomycetes, Microascales, Microascaceae. The record is from the annotation of a GenBank genome assembly.